AUGGACGUGGAGGCCGAGCUGAGCCAACUGGCUGAAGAGUUUGGGUUUGGGGUGAAGCACAUCGGCACCUCGCGAUGGACCAAAUCCCGUGGGGCGCCAGGGGAGAGGGCCUACGUGGCUGUCACCACGCUCGAGGGCACUCCUCUUUGCAUUGAACUGUCGACCCGCGGCUGGAAGGUGCUGGGCGAGCUUGAGGAUGCUGCUUCGUCCGAGGCGCAGUUUGCGGAUCUCCGAAAUCACGAAGAGGGCAGCAGGCGAUGCUACGAUACCAUGCAGGCGCUCCUCAUGACUGAGAGUCCGCUCUAUCGCCAAGCGUUCCACGAUCGCCUGCUCGGCCGGCUCUCCGCUGCCUUCCCUCAUCCCGUGACGUAA
This is a messenger RNA of Acanthamoeba castellanii str. Neff, 372 nucleotides long. RefSeq lists its product as uncharacterized. Gene Ontology annotation, cellular component: cytoplasm. The record is from RefSeq and is a predicted model, not a curated record. Gene Ontology annotation, biological process: regulation of canonical Wnt signaling pathway. Gene Ontology annotation, molecular function: kinase regulator activity; protein kinase A binding. Bases 1 to 372 code for a protein of 123 amino acids. The transcript is spliced from 2 exons. NCBI's taxonomy places the organism in Eukaryota, Discosea, Longamoebia, Acanthamoebidae.